Molecule: messenger RNA, 1056 nt
Organism: Macroventuria anomochaeta
Lineage: Eukaryota; Fungi; Ascomycota; Dothideomycetes; Pleosporales; Didymellaceae
Product: farnesyltransferas-like protein
Exons: 3
Coding region: 1-1056 (351 amino acids)
Biological process (GO): protein geranylgeranylation; protein farnesylation
Cellular component (GO): cytoplasm; protein farnesyltransferase complex; CAAX-protein geranylgeranyltransferase complex
Molecular function (GO): CAAX-protein geranylgeranyltransferase activity; protein farnesyltransferase activity
Source: RefSeq, a predicted model, not a curated record
AUGUCCCUGCAGUUGAUUCGCAGCUUCAUCGCCAACAUCUUCCUGUCACCCUUCGCCUUUCUACGCAUCAUACUCCUCCGACUGCGCAAAGGAUUCACAUACACUUCCGAAUACACAAUGCCGCCGCCGAAAUUUUACCACGACGACGAGGCAUGGAAGGACGUCGAGCCUCUCCCACAGGAUGACGGCGGAAUGCACCCGCUGGCGGCCAUUGCAUAUACCGAGGAGUACAGCGAGGCCAUGGGCUACUUGCGCGCGGUUAUGGCGAGCAACGAGUUCAGCGAGAGAGUACUGGGGCUUACAGAGCACAUCAUCAGCAUGAACCCAGCACACUACACAGUUUGGCUGUACCGCGCAAAGACGAUAUCAGAACUCGGCAAACCUCUUCAGGACGAGAUCGAAUGGCUCAACCCGACCGCGCUCAAGCACCUCAAGAACUACCAGAUAUGGCACCACCGCCAAACCAUCAUCGACGCGCUCGGUUCGCCGGAAGGAGAGGCCGAGUUCGUCAGCCAAAUGCUCGAGAAGGACGAGAAGAAUUACCACGUAUGGAGCUACAGGCAGUGGCUGGUCAAGCGCUUUGACCUGUUCGAUAAUCUGGAGGAACUCCAGUGGACUGAGAGCAUGAUCGAUGCGGACGUCAGGAACAACUCGGCAUGGAACCACCGCUACUAUCUAGUCAUUGGCGGUCGUGAGGGCCACGCUCCGAGUGAGGAAGUGACCAAGCGUGAGAUUGAGUACACCAAGGAAGCCAUUCGCAAAGCAUCCCAGAAUCAAAGCCCAUGGAACUACUUAAAGGGCAUCCUCCGUGCUGCUCAAUUGCCAAAGUCGACCAUUAAGAGCUUCGCAACCGAGUUCGCCGAUCUCGAGGCACCAGAUGAUGUCUACUCUAGUCAUGCGCUUGACCUGUUGGCUGAUAUCUACGCGGAAGAAGAGAACAACAAGGAGUCAGCAGAGAAAGCCUUGGACCUGUUGGCGACCAGAUAUGACCCUAUCAGGGCGAACUACUGGAACUACAGGAAAGGUCUGCUGAGCCAGUCUGAAGUCGCAGCUUGA